Molecule: messenger RNA, 1819 nt
Organism: Bemisia tabaci
Lineage: Eukaryota; Metazoa; Arthropoda; Insecta; Hemiptera; Aleyrodidae
Product: metaxin-1
Biological process (GO): mitochondrion organization
Cellular component (GO): cytoplasm; SAM complex
Source: RefSeq, a predicted model, not a curated record
UCCAGAUCCAGAGCAAAGCAUGGUUUGUUAUCGCAGUUUUUUCGUACAUUGAUAAUGCAAAAUCCGAGUUUGAAAUGAUGUUGUGAAAUAAUUUCCCUCUUUAUUUUUAGAAGUUACCAUGUCCAAAGCUAUUAAUCAAAUGCAUAUCGACGUGUGGAAAGGUGACUGGGGAUUGCCAACCAUUGAUAUCGAAUGUCUCAAAACUUUGACUUUUAUCAAAUUUGCUGGUGCUCCAGUUUGCGUCAAUAAAACAAGCAAUCCAUUUAAAACUCCUAAUGGUGCUUUACCAGUAUUCAGACACUGCCACACUGUCUUGACUAGUUUUGAAGAAGUCUCCGGGUAUUUGCAAAAACAGAACUACAGUCCAGACCAUAACCUUAGUCCAAAAGAUUGUGCUGAAAUUCUUGCUUAUUCUCGACUCAUGAGAGAAAAACUUUACCCAGCUCUUCAAUACAUCUGGUGGGUUGAUGAACGAAACUAUGUUGAUCUAUCAAGACCCUGGUAUGCGAAAGCUUUGCCUUUUCCAUUAAAUUAUUACUAUCCUGGACAGUAUUCAAAGAGAGCAAAACACUUAUUGGACUCACUUUAUGAAAAUAUUGAAGAAGAACCAGCAGUGAGCAAGAUGUAUGCUGAGGCUGAAAAGUGCCUAACAACACUGGCUCAUCGUCUCGGAGAUAAUAGUUAUUUUUUCGGUAAUAAUCCCACCUCUUUUGAUGCAAUCGUUUUUGGUUAUUUGGCACCUCUUCUCAAAGCCCCCUUCCCGUCGUGUUCACUUCAAAAUCACCUCAAAGCCAGUACAAGCCUUUUGAAAUUUGUUGUCAAUAUUUCCAAAAAGUAUUUUCCAACAGAGCACAAAGAUUAUGAAGAGGAACUAAAGAAGCAAAAGAGUAAAGCUGAGAUCGAAUUUCCCAAUGAACGAAGGAAUCAAAUCAUGGCCGGUAUAUUUGCUGUCAUUGCCAUGCUCGGUUACGCGUAUUCAAUGGGAAUCAUAGAGACUAAAAGGAAAAACCAUGUUGCGCGUUCAUAGGCCUCAGCUUAUCCAAAAGAGAUCAGGUUAGCCUCUGGCUCAUGAAGGAGCUGUCCUUCUUUGCAUUUGCCUUUUCAUUUUUUUUUUACUCCUGUAUCCAUUAACUCUCUGAUUUUUUAAUUUACCAAAUUUUUUGUCUCUAAAUAGUAAAGAAUUCUCUUCCCCCUUAAUAUCCCCUCCUUAGAAGUUUUCUCCAUUCUGUGGUUCUCCUCGGAUGUUUUUAGUUUGACAGAAACUCUUGCCUAAUAUGUUUCAUUCGUGGAGUAAGGACAUAGUAUCAACAUCUACCUAAGUCAAUUUUUGGAAACUCAUGAGUUCUGGAACGGCUUCAAAAACAGCCCUUUUCUCGCAGUCGCGGGAUCAUAAUGUUUUGCCUCUUAAAAAUUUUGGAGGUACAUAUGUUUAUCAUGAAGCUUGCGCUAAAAGCAGUUGUAUACAUAUGUGACUGAAUAAUACAGCAUAGUCUGAUUUAAUUUUGCUGGUAACUAGAAAGUCAAACCCAGUAGAUUGGUGUAGGUUCAAAGUUUCGGAGCGCUUUCUAUGAUGUAAGAGGCUUUUCUCCCUGCAUCUUUUCAAGUAGGUUGUUUUGGAGGUCACUUUUAAAGUCUAGGUUCAUCAAUACCGAAGGUGCAUUUUAUUUGUUGUUUAAAAGUCAAUAGACGAUGGUUGCUCAUUUCAUGCUCUUUUUCUCUUUUUUCUCUUCCGAAAUGUUGGUAGACUCGUCUUUCUUAUUCAAAGUAAAAUGUUGAUGGUUUUUUUUGUAAAUAAAUGAGAAAUAUUUUUUUUUUAAAA